This is a messenger RNA of Corticium candelabrum, 1007 nucleotides long. RefSeq lists its product as uncharacterized. The transcript has 8 exons. NCBI's taxonomy places the organism in Eukaryota, Metazoa, Porifera, Homoscleromorpha, Homosclerophorida, Plakinidae. The record is from RefSeq and is a predicted model, not a curated record. The coding region runs from base 130 to 819 and encodes 229 amino acids.
AGUUUUCCUUCGAAUUCGGACAUUUCGAUCUUACAGAGACAAGUCGUUGCGGCGAUCUGUUUUUCAGUGUAUGUUUCAACUGCUAGCGUAAAGUUUUUAAGGAGGCCCCAACGAGGUGUCGUUGUGGCGAUGGCUGACGGGCCGUCAAGGAAGCAAGCUGCACUAUUCCGGUUACGAGCACAGCUUAGAAAGAAGAGAGAAUCGCUGGCUGAUCAGUUUGAUUUCAAGAUGUUCUUGAUAAUACUUUUCAAAGAUCCGAAGAAGCCAAGUGCAUUGUUUGAGAUCGCAGAGGUCAUGCCUGUAAUGACCAACAACUAUGAGGAAAGCAUCUUACGAGGAGUGAAGGAGGAAGCGUACUCACUAGAAAGCUCGCUGGAACUCUUAGAGAAGGACGUAGUGCAGUUCCACGCUCCAAGAUAUCAAAGCCUUCGCAAAGACGUGAUUGGUUGUACACAGGAAAUGGAUUUUUAUUUGUGGCCGAGGAAUGACAUUGAGUCAUUGAAGUGUUUGUUGUUCUCCAAGUGGAAAGGUGAACCUGAUGACAGUUACAAGCCUUUGAAGGCUGAUUUUGAUUACAAUCAUGUUGACUAUGAGCGACAACUUCUGCGAUUAUUAUCGAGAAGGGACAAGACAGGAUUGAUUAUAAAUAACCCUGCACAAUCGAUGUUUAUGUUUGUUGACAGAAAGCAUUUCCAAACACCCAAGAAUGCUGCUGUCAUUUUCAAGCUAUCAAGUCUGUGUCUAUACUUACCUCAGGAUCAACUUACACACUGGGGCCCAGGAACUGUAGAUGAACUGCUUGCACCAUAUAUUCAUUGAUAUUUAGUGUGAUGUACAUUUUGCUGUUUUACAUUGAGCAUGCAUAUAAGCUGUCAUUACAUUGCGGACGAACUGCGGCACAGUGACUAGUCUUGAUGUGCGGUGAUGUGCGUCGUAUUCAUUCUGUAUGCUUCGAUACAUUGCUGGGUAUUCGUAGUAUAGAAGAUAUCGUUUAUACUUUCUAAAAA